This is a messenger RNA of Lachancea nothofagi CBS 11611, 849 nucleotides long. The record is from the annotation of a GenBank genome assembly. NCBI's taxonomy places the organism in Eukaryota, Fungi, Ascomycota, Saccharomycetes, Saccharomycetales, Saccharomycetaceae.
AUGGAUAUUAGCACAGCUCUCAGAGAUCGCAUUGACCUAUAUGAGGCACUCAAUAUCAUAGUUCGCACCUCAGAAGAGCUCUCUAAGGUUAGCGUAACACAGAUCAAACGAAACUUCCGACAACAGGCUUUGAAGUACCAUCCUGACAAGAAUCCUGACAACUCCGAUGCGGUAUCAAGAUUUUACCUCAUGGAUGUGGCGGUAAAGCUUCUGAGUGAUCCAGAAUCUAGGCGGUCUUACGACCAGUGGUAUAUACAAACGUUUUUGAAACAAAAAAACUUGGAGAGCAACAGAGAGCAGCAAAGGCUGAAGUUAGUGCUACGAGAGAAGGCAUCCAUUUCGCCAGUCACAAAAGUUCAUGACACCACAGAUUUUGAAGAGUAUGGUCAUUUUUUGCGUAAGCUCAAACAUUUCAAGAUACCCUACGGCGAUUGGAAAAAUUUUGACAAGUAUCCGAAGACGUUCGGGCACAAAUUUCAGGAUUCUUGUAGCCUAAGAUUCGAACUGUCCAACAACAAAGUUUUACAAGACAAAGGUCGUCUGGAAGAAAUGUUGAGUCGCACCUUCGAGGUCAAAAUCAUAGAACUCUCAUUUUCUUCCAGGAAUAAUUACGUCCACGACCAUUCCAUUGUUGCUUAUGCAACAUUGGCCACUAUUGAUGAUACUCUUCGUGUCUUGAGUCAGUGGGAAAGUAAAGCAAACCAUAAGCAGAGCUCAAAAACCUUAUGGUCUUACCUAGAAGAUGUCUCGUCUAAGGUCCCUCCUUCAGCAUUUAAGUUCGAUGGUUGUGACACACUUUCACCUCGAAUACGAGAAAUGCUUGCCAAUGAGCCCAUAAUCAUUGAUUGA